AUGUCACAGCCGCUGCUUUACACAACUUCCAGAAUCUUCGAAGACCUGGUUGAUCUUCUAGGGUCCUCCCUUGAGUCUCUAGAACUGGCGACUAAGGAUAUCCCCAGACUCAAGCAGGUGCUCGAUACACAGAAGGUUUUCGGUCUUGUGCCCGAGCUGGAUCUCAAAAACGCCCAGGCUCGGCUCAAAAACGAAACUCACCCGCAAAUCACAUAUCUCAUUGAAAAGCUCCAAAAGGAAGUAGCUCGUCUACAACGGAAGAAGAUGUCGCUAGAGUCGGACUUUAAUCUCCGUAAGGUUCGCUUGGAGAUGGUGGGCAAGGGUGCUGAUAGUGAUAAGGAGGCCAAGUACGAGAAGUUGAGAAUGCUCAGGACAAAGAGGGAUAGACUCAAGUACAGCUUGUCUCGCCAGAGGUUGCAGAAUUACAGGCUGAUUCCUCUGCUUCCGCCUCCGGGAAGGGAUUCAUAG
Candidozyma duobushaemuli is the source of this 468-nucleotide messenger RNA. RefSeq names its product Spc19p (gene SPC19). NCBI's taxonomy places the organism in Eukaryota, Fungi, Ascomycota, Pichiomycetes, Serinales, Metschnikowiaceae. Gene Ontology annotation, biological process: attachment of spindle microtubules to kinetochore. The record is from RefSeq and is a predicted model, not a curated record. Gene Ontology annotation, cellular component: spindle microtubule; DASH complex. The coding region runs from base 1 to 468 and encodes 155 amino acids. The transcript has a single exon.